Symbiodinium natans is the source of this 2316-nucleotide messenger RNA. Lineage: Eukaryota; Dinophyceae; Suessiales; Symbiodiniaceae. The record is from the annotation of a GenBank genome assembly.
AUGGAUCCGGCAGAAGACAUGGAACACGCCCUUCAUCGAUGGCUCAGCGGACAAGUCGCCGAUCAUCAGGUUGUACAAGUACUAGGACCCCAAAUACUACAAAGAUGGCAAGCACUCCUGGUGAGCAUCGUGGAGGAAAGCGACACCCCCAUCUUCACGGACACGUCGUCGAUGCCAGCCAGACCAUGGACGACCAACCUACACCCAUCCAAGUACAUGGAGAUCCUAGGCACCAAUGAAGAGGGCAUCAGCAACACCGUCAAUAAGUUUCGACAGCAAACCAUGAAGGCCAAGAUACUGCACCAAUCCAGACUACGAACGGUGCAGUCCGACUACUCUGAGAUAAUCGGCCAAGGACGAUUACAAGACGUGGAAAUCAAACCCGGUCGAGUUCUUGCCUCCGCAGAAGCCCACGGUACCAUGCCCCACACCCUUCCCCCUCCAACCUCUUCACAAGAACAUGCCAGCCAAUUUCAGAGAUGGUAUCCGAAUCGACAAGUACCACCGCAGGACCACGCGACCGGCAUGUCCAUGGACUAUGCGGGCACGGACCAACCUGUCAGAGACCUACAAACCUGGCGCACGGGAGCCUUCCCCCACAUCCCCGUACCCCCGGAUCGCACCGUACCUCCUCCCGAAGAACAACAUCAUAGAGAAGACAGAUCCAGGUCGCCACUUCGAAACCCUGGUGUCCACACGAUGGGCAUGCACGUCAGCAGCCUGCAACAACUGCUCGACAGCUUAGAGCCAGCCGUGGACACGCAAUCCGUCAUGCAACAUCACGACCAAGGCCGACUACUUCCAGUUCUACCAGUGGAUCAGAUAGAAACCACGCAGCCACAGUGGUGGAGACGACCGAUCAGACCGGAACUUAUUCACAUGCUACCUCCGGUUGAACGACACCAUUGGGAACUCCAGGAAGAUGGCACACCCGUCAUACGAUUUUUCCCCAACCGCAUGACCUUCCUCCCGAAACAGCUGGUGCACAAGUUCCCCUCCCUCCAACAAGAACUUCAAAACAGCAUCCUCAUGUCCUGGGACGAGUACAAAGCCGACGCAUCCACACACGUCCAGAUGACACGCUACGCCGACUCCAUCGACAUGAUGCUCGUACGCAAGGGCAACUGCCCAGAUUUGGCCACAAUGCCCAACCUCUACCAGCUCUGGCACUGGGGAUACAUCAAGUUCCGAAGUGUAAACCCGGAGCUGUGGAUGUUCACACACAACUUCGCGGAUCCCAGGACCAUGGGCAGGCUGGAACAGACCUGCACCUACUUCCACAGAAUCUGGUCAGCACACGUCCUACCCAGCACGGCAGGAUUGGUACCCCUACUGCCGCCCAUACAGGACCUCUGCGUGGUGCUCCAUAGCACGGCGCCACCCUUCCACCAGCCAAUGCUCGCGAAGUACAAUACCAUCUCGGGCAUUAUGACCAUGCAGGCGGUCAGCAACAUAGUCUUUCGCAAGGCUCACCAUGACUUACAGCUCCACAGAACGUGGCCCAGCAUCGAUUCCCACACAGGAUGCGAUCAAGGAAUCAACACGUUUCAGAUUCCGGACCACUGGCCAACCAACAUAUGGACCGACACGCUGCAGAAGCUCACCCAUACGACCAGAUGGACGCCACCCUCCACGCCGGACAUCCGCGCCAGGCUCACCAUCGACCACCUGUGCAACGACGUACUGCCAAACAUGAUAUGGACACCGAGGUUCGCCCUGCCCCUUACCUCACAACAAAUUCACGCAGUCCAAGUUUCCACCCAAGCAGCGCAUGUACUACAUCGACUAUGGGACCCACUCAUUUUCACCUUCGCUGACCCGUGCCACACGAUCGACGGUUUGGACGCCAAGCAAACAAGCAGACCUGAUCUGAUCGGAAAAUUUCACCGACUGAGUUCAGGAGGACAAACACCAAUGUUAGCAAUCCCGGCCAGCAGCGUGGUCGAGGCACAGUUGGACUGGGCCUGGUUCCAAUCCACUACGGCAUCCAACUCCCCAUUCAGAUGGCUGUCCCUACCCCUUGCAGUCACAGGACACCCCAGGACGCACUCGGUCUUUUGGAUCCACCGAAAGACAUCAGGCCAAGUACAACGUCACCGAGCUCUACAUGUGCACCAAACCACGUGGUUAGUGGCAUCAGGAACACCCACGCCGUUCCAGGAGGAUCCACACAUCACGCAGAAUCAAGCACAGGCCACUCCAACCCAGGAGGAAUGGACGGACUUCAUCAACCAACGACAAGCUCUACUGGAACUUCAACGAUGCACCACCGUUGACCAAGAAGCUGGACAACACCAAUGGAGGUAUGUGAAGUGA